AUGGUGGAUAAUAAAAAAGGAAUUAUUGAAAAAAGUCGAAAAUUAGUUAUUGUGGGUGAUGGAAUGUGUGGCAAAACGUGUCUAUUGUAUGCAUUUGCUUAUAAUGAAUUUGGCCCUAAUCAUACACCAACUAUUUUUGAUACCUAUGCUGCAAGUGUACAAGUAGAAGACAAAAAAAUUACAUUGGCUCUUUUUGAUACUGCCGGUCAAGAAGAUUUUGAUCGUCUUCGUCCACUUUCUUAUAAUGAUACUAACAUCGUAUUGAUAUGUUUCAACAUAGAUAAUCAAACAUCAGCCAAAAAUGUUACUGAAAAGUGGUAUCCCGAAAUACAUCAUUAUUGUGCUACAUGUCCAGUUAUACUGGUAGGCUGUAAAAAAGAUUUAAGAACAGAUCUUAUAACAAUCACAGACUCGACAGAAAAACAUGAACAAAUGCUAUCCAUUGAAGAUGGAAAACGACUAGCUGCACAAAUUCAUGCCGAUGUUUAUAUGGAAUGUUCAGCGAAAACUCGUGAGGGUGUACAAGACUUAUUUUUUCAUGCCGCUCGUUUAUCUCUUGAAAAACGAUCUAGACAAAAUACACACCACAGAUGUUUGCUUCAUUAA
Molecule: messenger RNA, 606 nt
Organism: Rotaria socialis
Lineage: Eukaryota; Metazoa; Rotifera; Eurotatoria; Philodinida; Philodinidae
Source: the annotation of a GenBank genome assembly